Pygoscelis adeliae (Adelie penguin) is the source of this 6787-nucleotide messenger RNA. RefSeq names its product ATP-binding cassette, sub-family A (ABC1), member 4 (gene ABCA4). Lineage: Eukaryota; Metazoa; Chordata; Aves; Sphenisciformes; Spheniscidae. The record is from RefSeq and is a predicted model, not a curated record. Gene Ontology annotation, biological process: visual perception; lipid transport; transmembrane transport. Gene Ontology annotation, molecular function: lipid carrier activity; ABC-type transporter activity; ATP hydrolysis activity. Gene Ontology annotation, cellular component: plasma membrane; intracellular membrane-bounded organelle. Bases 1 to 6777 code for a protein of 2258 amino acids. The transcript is spliced from 48 exons.
AUGAGCUUCUUUAGGCAAGUCAGACUUCUACUCUGGAAGAACUGGAUCCUCCGGAAAAGACAAAAGCUUCGUUUUCUGGUGGAGCUUGUAUGGCCUCUCUCAUUAUUUCUUGCCCUUGUCUGGCUGAGGAAAGCUAAUCCACUGUAUCGCCAACAUGAAUGUCACUUCCCAAACAAGGCAAUGCCAUCUGCAGGAACACUGCCAUGGUUACAUGGCAUCUUCUGUAACAUGAACAACCCCUGUUUCCGCAGCCCAACGCAUGGAGAGAGUCCAGGCGUUGUGUCCAACUACAAGGAUUCCAUCCUUGCAAGGGUAUAUAAAGAUGCUCAGGAGCUCUUACUGGAAGCCCCUGAAAUCCAUGACCUUGGCAGAAUCUGGGAAGAACUGAGCGUUAUGACUCAGUUUAUGGAAACAAUGAGAACUAAUCCUGAAAGAAUUGCAGGAAGAGGAAUACGAAUUCUAGACAUUUUGAAAGAUGGGCAGACUCUCACUUCCUUCUUGCUGGAAGAUGCUGGCCUCCCAGAUAUUGUUGUUUUCCAGCUUAUUAAUGCUCAAGUGCGCCCUGAACAGUUUGCCUACGGUGUCCCUAGCUUGACUCUGAAGGACAUUGCUUGCAGUCAGAUGCUCCUGACCCGCUUUAUUAUCUUCAGCAGCCGAAGAGGUCUCCCUUCUGUGCACAAGGCCAUGUGUGCCUUGUCCCAGGAAAGCCUACAGAGAGUAGAAGAUGCCUUGUAUGCAAAUGUUGAUUUCUUUAAGCUAUUUCAGCUGCUUCCCACUGUGUUGGACAGAAGCUCACCAGGUGUUGACCUGAAGGUCUGGGGGAGGGUGCUGUCUAGUGUGUCACAGGCAGUGCAAAAGCUAGCCAGGAAGCAAAGUGUUCAGGACCUUUUGAUGGCUCUGCAACCAUUUGUACAAGACAGAAGGCCAGAAUCCUUAGGCCACUUGGUGAGCAACCUGUCUGAUCUUUUCUGUGGCUACCCAGAAGGAGGUGGAUCCAGAGUGCUUUCCUUCAACUGGUAUGAAGAUAAUAACUACAAAGCUUUCCUGGGGAUUGAGUCAACAAAGAAAUCCAGUUAUCUUUAUGAUAAUACAACCACACCCUUUUGUAAUGCAUUGAUCCAGAACUUGGAAUCAAACCCUUUAACCAAAAUAGCCUGGAGUGCUGUGAAGCCCCUGCUGAUGGGAAAAAUUCUCUUUGCUCCUGAUUCACCUUCUGUACGGCAAAUCCUAAAAAAUGCAAACUCCACUUUUGAGGAACUUGAACGCUUCAGACUGUUGACCAAAGCUUGGGAAGAAGUAGGACCUCAGCUGUGGUACUUCUUUCAAAAGAGCCUGCAAAUGAAUAUGAUCCGUGAGUCUCUGAAGCACCCUACAGUGAGGGGCUUCUUGAACAGCCAACUGAGUGCUGAAGGCUUAACUGCUGAACACAUAAUCAACUUUUUCCACAAUGGGUCUCCAGGGAGCCGGGAGAAGGGAAUGGCAGACUUUGACUGGCGGAACAUCUUCAGUGCUGCAGACCAAGCUCUGCGUUUGCUCAGUCAAUAUCUGGAGUGCUUGACCUUGGAUAAAUUUGAAGGUUAUCUUGAUGAAACUCAACUGACUCAUCAAGCCCUUCAUCUGCUGGAGGAAAAUAAAUUCUGGGCUGGUGUCGUUUUUCCAGACAUAGAGCCUACAACCAGGAGUCUUCCACCACUUGUGAAAUACAAGAUCCGGAUGGACAUAGAUGUAGUGGAGAAAACAAACAAAAUCAAAGACAGGUACUGGGAUCCUGGACCAAGAGCUGAUCCUGUGGAUGAUUUACGUUAUAUCUGGGGAGGCUUUGCAUAUCUCCAAGACAUGAUUGAGCAUGGGAUUAUAAAGAGCCAGACCAACAUUGAAGUGCCAUUAGGAAUUUAUCUGCAGCAAAUGCCAUAUCCAUGUUUUGUGGAUGAUGUCUUCAUGAUCACCUUAAACCGCGCCUUUCCCAUCUUCAUGGUGCUAGCUUGGAUAUAUUCAGUUUCCAUGACUGUGAAGAGUAUAGUGCUGGAGAAGGAAAUGCGUCUGAAAGAGGCUAUGAAGAACAGGGGUAUAACUAAUGGGGUGAUUUGGUGUGCUUGGUUCCUUGACAGCUUUGUCAUGAUGGCUGUAAGCACGUUCCUCCUCACAGCACUGAUUAUGUGCGGACAGGUACUACAUUACAGCAGUCCACUUCUCUUCUUUCUAUUCCUACUGACAUUCACCACAGCCACCAUAAUGCAGUGUUUCUUGUUCAGCACCUUCUUCUCCAAAGCAAAUCUGGCAGCUGCCUGCAGUGGAGUCAUCUACUUCACCUUGUACCUGCCCCACAUUGUCUGCUUUGUCUGGCAAGACCGCAUGACCGUUAAUCUGAAGAUCCUAGCAAGUUUGCUUUCUCAAGUAGCUUUUGGUUUUGGUACAGAAUACUUGUCACGCUAUGAAGAGCAAGGUCUUGGCCUACAGUGGGAUAACAUCAGAACCAGUCCCUUGGAAGGAGAUGAAUAUAGUUUUCUUUUUUCUAUUAAAAUGAUGCUUUUUGAUGCUUUUCUCUAUGGAAUACUUUCUUGGUAUCUUGACAAUGUUUUUCCAGGGGACUACGGGCUACCACAGCCUUGGUAUUUCCCUGUGCAGGAAUCUUACUGGCUUGGCUCUAGAAACCCAAAAGCUGAGAAAACAGCAACUGCUGAUGUAAAUACCUUCUUUGAGCCUGAGCCAACAGGAUUGAUUCCAGGAGUAUGCAUUCAGAACCUGGUGAAGAUUUUUGCCAACAGGCCCAAGCCAGCAGUAGAUGGGAUGAAUAUUACUUUUUAUGAGGGCCAGAUCACAGCCUUCCUUGGUCACAAUGGAGCAGGAAAGACAACCACCAUGUCGAUACUGACAGGCCUCUUCCCUCCCACCUCUGGAACUGUGCUGAUUGGCGGCCUGGAUAUUCAGACUCACAUGGACUCCAUUCGGCACAGAUUAGGCAUGUGCCCUCAGUACAACAUCUUAUUCAAUCACCUUACUGUAGCAGAGCACAUCUUGUUUUAUUCUCAACUGAAAGGGAGAUCCAGGGAUGAAGCUGAGCAAGAACUGGAAACAAUGCUAGAAGACAUGGGCCUCACCCAUAAAAGGAAUGAAGAGGCUCAGAAUUUGUCAGGUGGAAUGCAAAGGAAACUGUCUGUUGCCAUUGCUUUUGUGGGUGAAGCAAAGGUGAUAGUCUUGGAUGAGCCCACUUCUGGAGUUGAUCCGUAUUCCAGGCGGUCUAUCUGGGAUCUUCUGCUGAAGUAUCGCUCAGGCAGAACCAUAAUCCUCUCAACCCAUCACAUGGAUGAGGCAGACAUCCUUGGAGACAGAGUAGCCAUCAUAUCCCAAGGGAAACUCUUCUGCUCAGGCUCUCCUGUAUUCCUAAAGAACUGCUUUGGGUCUGGUUUCUAUCUCACUCUUGUUCGCAAGAUGAAAAACACCAGGCUUAGAAGGGCUACAUCACUUUGUAGCUGUGGAUCUCGGUGCUCCUGCUCCUGCUCCAGCUGUGCACGGCGGGACGAAGAAGGAGGAGCUCCAGAGCAGGAACUGGAUGGAGAUCUGAAUGAGCUAGCAGAAGUAAUUCAUCAUCAUAUCCCAGAAGCAAAAUUAAUUGAAAGCAUUGGUCAGGAACUCAUUUACCUUUUGCCCAAUAAACACUUUAAACAGCGAUCUUAUGCCAGUCUCUUCAGAGAACUGGAGGAAACAUUGGAUGACCUAGGACUCAGCAGUUUUGGAGUUUCAGACACACCACUUGAAGAGGUUUUCCUAAAGGUCACGGCAGAAGCUGAUCCUGGAAUGCAAAAAGCAGGAGACACUCAAGAAAAUGGUUCUACUCUUGGCAAAACUUCUACUGAGAACAAGCUAGCUGAACAAACUGCACUGAAAACUAAUGACACUUCUCGAAUGCCAGUAGGCACAGCAGGAGAUCAAGACGAAGGCAAAGGGUCCCGACAGUAUAAAGGUUUUCAGCUUGUACAUCAGCAGAUCAAAGCACUGCUCAUCAAACGGUUCCACCAUGCCUCCCGCAGCCACAAGGACUUCCUAGCUCAGGUUGUUCUCCCUGCUAGUUUUGUGUUGCUGUCUUUAAUACUUGCAGUCAUUGUUCCUCCGUUUGGAGAAUAUCCCGCCUUAACCUUACACCCUUGGAUCUAUGGACAACAGUUUACUUUCUUCAGCAAUGAACGUCCUGGCAGUGAGCAGAUGGUCUCCCUCACUGAUGCUUUCUUGAAUAAACCAGGAUUUGGAAAUCGCUGCAUGAAGAAUCAGCCUCUUCCGAACUACCCAUGCAAUAAUCUGCCAACUGCCUGGAACACACCUGCUGUUCAUCCUAACCUAAGCAGCCUCCUGCUGAGCCAGAAGUGGAGCCCUGAGAAUCCUUCACCUUCCUGCAAGUGCAGCGCUCACAAGAAACUCACUAUGCUGCCAGAAUGCCCUGCAGGUGCAGGAGGCCUCCCGCCACCACAGAGAGUGCAGCACAGCACAGAAAUUCUUCAAGAUCUGACCCACAGAAAUAUUUCAGAUUUUCUGGUGAAAACAUAUCCCACUUUGAUAAAAGGGAGCUUGAAGAGCAAAUACUGGGUCAAUGAGCAAAGAUAUGGAGGAAUUUCUAUAGGAGGAAGGCUCCCAGUCCUUCAUGUUUCUGGAGAUCAAGUUGUCAAUUUUUUAAGUGAUCUUGGCCGAAUGAUGAAUGUGACAGGAGGACAAGCUUCACUGGCUGCUGCCAAAGAAAUUUCCAAUUUCCUUAAAUACAUGGAAACUGAAGAUAAUAUUAAGGUGUGGUUUAACAAUAAAGGCUGGCAUGCUAUGGUUAGUUUCCUUAAUGUAGCCAAUAAUGCAAUCCUUAGAGCUAACUUGCGGACUGGCCAAGCCCCUGAGGAAUAUGGGAUCACUGCUGUAAACCAUCCUCUGAACCUCACUAAGGAGCAACUCUCUGAAGUCACUGUGCUGACCACUUCAGUGGAUGCUGUUGUGGCCAUCUGUGUGAUUUUUGCCAUGUCCUUUAUACCAGCUAGUUUUGUUUUAUACCUGAUUCAAGAACGUGUAACAAAAGCCAAGCAUCUACAGUUUGUCAGUGGUGUGAGCCCUACAAUCUACUGGUUAACUAACUUCAUGUGGGACAUAGUGAAUUAUGCACUGAGUGCUGGAAUGGUUGUGGUUAUAUUCGCUGGAUUCAACAAGAAAGCAUACACUUCUCCGACUAAUUUCCCUGUGCUUGUUGCCUUGCUGCUUCUGUAUGGAUGGGCAGUAAUUCCCAUGAUGUACCCUGCUGCUUCUUUCUUCAGCGUCCCUAGCACUGCUUAUGUUGCAUUGUCUUGCAUUAAUCUCUUUGUGGGGAUCAACAGCAGUGCCAUUACAUUCAUCCUGGAGUUAUUUGAAAAUAACCCGUCUUUGCUGAAGUUUAAUAAAACAUUGAAAAAUGUGCUGAUUGUCUUCCCACAUUUUUGCCUGGGCCGUGGACUCAUUGACUUGGCCAUGAACCAAGCUGUGACUGAAGUGUAUGCCAGGUUUGGUGAGCAGCAUGUUUCCAAUCCUUUUCAGUGGGACUUUGUUGGAAAGAACCUGGUUGCCAUGGCUGUUCAAGGGGUUGCAUUCUUCAUUCUGAAUCUCCUUAUGCAGCACGAUUUGUUCUCCACAAGAUGGUUUGCGGAGACUGCCAUGUCACCUGUUAUUGAUGAAGAUGAGGAUGUUGCAGAAGAAAGAAAAAGAAUUAUGAAUGGAGGGAACAAAACAGAUAUCUUAGUAUUACGAGAACUAACCAAGAUUUAUGCAGGUAGGCACAAGCCUGCAGUGGACAGACUCUGUGUUGGCAUCCGUCCCGGAGAGUGCUUUGGUCUUUUGGGAGUGAAUGGUGCUGGCAAAACAACAACGUUCAAAAUGCUGACUGGAGAUACUGAUGUGACAUCUGGAGAUGCUGUAGUGGCUGGCAAUAGUGUAUUGACCCACAUUUCUAACGUCCGUCAAAACAUGGGAUACUGCCCUCAGUUUGAUGCCAUUGAUGACCUGCUCACAGGACGAGAACACCUCUACUUAUAUGCACGCCUGCGGGGAGUUCCAGCAGAGGAAAUCAAGAGGGUUGCUGAAUGGGGCAUCCAGAAGCUGGGACUUCCUAUGUAUGCAGACCACCUGGCUGGUACCUACAGUGGUGGCAACAAGCGCAAGCUCUCCACUGCCAUUGCACUGAUAGGCUGCCCACCACUCGUCUUGCUAGAUGAACCGACUACUGGAAUGGACCCUCAGUCCCGGCGCCUCCUGUGGGACUCUAUUGUCAGCAUACUCAGAGAUGGGCGAGCUGUGGUUCUAACCUCACACAGCAUGGAAGAAUGUGAAGCCCUCUGUACUCGUUCAGCCAUCAUGGUAAAAGGUACCUUCAGAUGCCUGGGCACAAUUCAGCAGCUAAAAUACAAGUUUGGAGAUGGCUACAUUGUCACUCUGAAAAUCAAAGCUCCGAAGUCUGGGCUGCCUCCAGAUCCUACUCCUGCUGAGCAAUUCAUACGCAUGAACUUCCCAGGGAGUUUACAGAGAGAGAAACACUACAACAUGCUGCAGUAUCAGAUUUGCUCCUCCUCUCUGGCUAAGAUUUUUCAGUUAAUAAUCUCCAAUAAGGAAAACUUGCAUAUUGAGGAAUAUUCUGUGUCUCAAACAACAUUAGAUCAGGUUUUUGUGAACUUUGCUAAACAGCAGAUGGAGGAUGAGGAAAUUCCUUUGCAUCCCCGUGCAGCUGGAGCCAGCCGAGAAGCAAAGGUGUCCCCUGCUUUGCAUCAGCAGGCAGUCGCAUAGACUAUUCCUA